AACAACCUGUUGCUUUCCAACACUGAAAGUUAUCGUUGCAAAGAAAUAGAGCCCCUUAAAAGCUCAGAAGCGACAAAAUUGGAUAAAUUUUGAGAUUUUUAUUCUUGAAAAUACAAUACAAAAUGGAGCCUUGCGGAUUAAUAUUAUGCAGCCCUGACUUCAAGGAGUUUCGAAUUAAAUGCACCAACUGUUCGAUCGAGAGUGAUAUUAAAGAUUGGGAGCAGUUUCUCCACCAUGUGACAAACGCACACUUUUGUUGGAAGGAAGAUCCGACAGGAAGUGGCAACCCCGAGGAGCACACAUUUAUUGAGAUAAUUGACUCGGACACAGCGGAAGAUCCAUCAAAUCAGGAUAAAGAUAUUGAGAAUGAUGAUAACUCCUUAAAACUCGAUCAUGCUGUUAAGGAGGAUAUUCCGAUGGAAACGUCUUCAAAUAUUGUCAAAAAAACUAACCGUAAGAUGAAGUCAAAAAGGAAACCCAAGGGAACACUUAUGUCCAGAAUGCAAGUGUCCUUCAUGCGACCCACCUACCGCUUGGAGCAGCUGGUGAUCAUUUAUAGGAUGCAGUCCUGUCUGUGGAACCUCUCAGAGAGAGACUACGUUAACAAAGAAAGGCGUAAAGAGGCCUACGCAACAAUGAUAAGUCACAUGUUCAAAAACGCAAACAUUUCCUUUUCCAACGAUGAGUUGAAGAGAACCAUUAAAAGGCUACACAACCAAUAUGUGUGGAUUGCCAAAAAUAUUGGAGAGAAUAAGCUGCAAGGAUUGGGAUCUCGCUGUUUCGCAAAUUGCGCAUUUCUAAAAGAGCUGCUCGAUGAAUUAUUAAAUGAACCAAAGGGCGAAGACGACGACGAGUUAAAUACAAUCAAGCUGAACUUUCGGGAGGAGAACAUAAUAACCACUACUUUCAUAAGUGCCUAUGCCAAUUAUCCACAAUUGUACAAUACGAUGAUCCUUGAAUACACAUCAUUGGAGAAGCGGGCACAAGCUUACCAGGAAAUGGCCGAAACCCUUCUCCCCUUGACGAUGGCCAACGAGACGGAAGUGUACAUGGCGAUCCAGAGGCUGCAACGCUGGCUGUACGAGACCAACGGUUUCCGUUUGAAGAGUCAGAGAACCUACAACUCACAGGAAUUACGAUAUUUGUCCAUGUGCGAAUUUUUGCCAGCACAUGCGACUUCGCACCCACCGAUGCUAUGCACCUACUGCAGAAAAACCUUGUAUGGCGACUACAACUUCCAGUGUCACUUGUAUCACGAUCACCAGGUGGGCUCCCUGCCCUACCUCUGCUGUUUCUGCUCAAGACGCUUCGGGACUUACCGUCUCCUAGGCCACCACAAAAUAGAGUGCGAAUCGCGUUUCGCAGACAUCUUCAAUGAGCCUGACUAUGAUGCCAUUGCAUGCCUAACAUCACAGUUUUUAUAAAUCCUAUAAUUCUAUAAUUUCGAUUUAAAAGUUUAAAGAUAAACCAUAAUCCUUAUUCAUGUCGCAAAAUUCUAAUGACAAUAUUUUUAUUUUUCAUUUUAAACACCUUAAAGUUUUUUACAUUUUUAUUUAUCAUUUGUA
Molecule: messenger RNA, 1565 nt
Organism: Drosophila ananassae
Lineage: Eukaryota; Metazoa; Arthropoda; Insecta; Diptera; Drosophilidae
Exons: 4
Coding region: 123-1424 (433 amino acids)
Source: RefSeq, a predicted model, not a curated record